ACAGGCACAGGGCUCGGGGCAGGGGGAGAUCGAGACGCAGCCGUUGGCAUCGUGCGUAGUUUCGAAUUGCUUGGGCACGGAGACGUGGAGGUGUAACGGCGGGGAACGGAGCCCCUGACAUGACGCCUGUGCUCUGUUUGGCACCUGUCAAGCAGUUUUUUGGCUGAGGCUUGUUGUAGAGCAUUACACACCGUCCAGAAUGGCCGGGCGAUCUCGCAGCGAGGAUGAAGAUGACGAUCUUCAUUAUGCUGACCAUGAUUAUGAGGUUCCAGUGCAGAAAACUGUAAAGAAAGUCUGGAACAGAGUCAAAUGGUCCAAAGAAGAGGAUGAAAAACUGAAGAAAUUAGUUGAACAGCAUGGGACGGAUGACUGGGCUCUUGUGGCUUGUCAUUUUAUGAACCGAUCAGAUAUUCAGUGUCAGCAUCGUUGGCAGAAGGUUUUGAAUCCUGAACUUGUGAAGGGACCUUGGACCAGAGAGGAGGAUCAAAGGGUGAUUGAAUUGGUUCAUAAAUAUGGUCCAAAAAGGUGGUCUCUUAUUGCAAAGCACUUGAAAGGGAGAAUUGGCAAGCAGUGCCGAGAGCGAUGGCACAACCACCUAAAUCCAGAAGUGAAAAAGUCUUCUUGGACAUUAGACGAGGACCGCAUAAUCUACGAUGCUCAUAAACGACUUGGAAACCGAUGGGCUGAAAUUGCUAAACUGCUUCCAGGAAGGACCGAUAAUUCUAUAAAGAAUCAUUGGAAUUCUACUAUGAAGCGCAAAGUUGAACAGGAGGGAUAUUUGCAGGAUCUAACGGAGAAGGAACACCGUUCCAAACAGCAUCAUAGAGCUUGUGCUGCACUGGCUCAUUUGCAGGCACAGAACGUGUACUAUGUGCCCCUCCAAUCUCAAAUUCCAGGAUACCAUUACUUCUCUUCUGAUGACGGCCGCAUCGAUGGCAUGCAGAACUCUUAUGCCUUUAUUCAGCAGCCCUUUGUUGAUGUGGAUGACCCUGAUAAGGAAAAACGGAUAAAGGAACUUGAGUUGCUGCUUAUGUCAGCUGAGAAUGAAGUCAGAAGAAAAAGAGUGCCGUCUCAGACUGGGAGCUUGUCGAGUUGGUCUGAAACAAUUGUUGUGGAUGACAGCAUGUCCAAUACUUUAACCAGUUUAGAGGAGCAGACCAGCGAAUUUUACAGUGUGGAUGACUCGGAGAACAUGACAGGUCACAUCACCUCUCCAAGUAAUAUAUUGACUGUGGAACCCAACGCUGUAAUAUCCUCUCUAGGAUCCAUGCCAGAAUUUGGCGAACCGUUUGAUCACAUUGAAGUUGACCAUCCCACGUGGAGUGAUGUUGUAAGUUUUGACACUUCCAUCGAGGUGACUCCUGCCAAGAUGAACCCAGUAAAGCUUAUUCCAGUUCAGCAAGAAAGUUCACAGGAUUGUUCAUUAAGCUGCAGUUUGGAGCUACUUGACAUGGAUUCUGCUGUGGAAAAUAAAGUGGCUUUUAUUUCCCCAACUAUGUCUAAGUUUAGCACACCUCCAGCUAUACUGAGGAAGAAAAAACUACGAAUCAGGCCUUCUCCUGGCUUCAAAGGGCACGAAAUAUUUGAUUCUAGCAAUGGUGUGCUUAAAAGUACUCCAGUCAAAGCACUUCCAUUUUCUCCAUCACAGGUUGGUAAAUUUCUCAACAUUUCUUCUGGAAAUGUUCAAGAGCAUUUCAGUUUUGAAAAUCCUGCCUACACUUCCACUCCAAUAUGUGGGCAGAAGAUUCUUACAACUCCCCUGAGGAAACAGACAACCCCUAAAAAGGAAAAAGAGAAUAUUGGCUUUCGCACUCCCACAAUAAGGAGGUCAUUGCUAGGAACACCUAGAACACCAACCCCAUUUAAAAAUGCUCUUGCUGCCCAGGAGAAAAAGUAUGGACCAUUGAAAGUUGUGUCACAGCCUCUUGCUUAUCUUGAAGAAGAUAUACGUGAGGUGCUAAAGCAAGAAACUGGGAAGGAUAUAUUCCUUAAAGAGGAAGAGGAUGAACCUAUUUACAAGACAGAAAAACAGCGUGUUUCUGCUGUUAAAAAGGUCCGAAAGUCGUUGAUUCUCGAUGCUUGGGACAAAGAAGAGUUGGGUGCUCAGCUGUUAGCUGAUGACACUUCUGACUUGCAGAAUGAAAAUAGAUUUACAACUGAAAAUACUCUUUCUUCAUCUUCAAUAACAACACAAAUGGCUCAAAGGGAUGACUGGAAAUGCAAGUAUAGUCCUGAAACUCCUAGACAUAAUGUACUUUCAAGAAAGAAGCCAAACACUGACUUAAAAAAGAUCAAAUUGGAAAGAUUUGACCAGUCCUUUUAUGAAUGGGAAGCAGUUGUAUUUGGGAAGACAGAAGACCAGCUGAUCAUGACAGAACAAGCAAGGCGUUAUCUCGAUACCUACAAGCCACCCACCAGCUCUACAUCCAGACCUUUAGUUUUAUGAAUGUAGGAUAGUAACUGGGAUAUUAACUGGUGAAUCCAGUUUCCUUCUAUACAUGCACUAAAAUAGGACUUUUCCAAACUGUUAAUAUGACAGUACUUUGUUUUGCAGGCCCGUAUUAUGCAUGAAGGCUACAAUGUUGCAGCAUUUUAUAUUAAAGCUAGAUGUAAGCCUACCACAAACCUGAAAAUAUAUGUAAAACAGAUAAACCUGGUCAACAGGUCUACAUCAACCAGUAAGCAAAAGAAGUCAACUUUCCAGAUCUUUACUUAUAAAAAUUUGACUGGAUAAACUACACUCUACUAACUGCGUUAAAAACCAAAAACUAACAACCUUGGGAUCUGAUCCUUUCUGUUCUUGUUGGUUGAGUGGUAUUGUUGACUAUGUUUUAGUUUUUAUUGUGUUAGCAGAUUUGUACUUAUGAAACUGGAUAACAUGUUCCAUGUGUGCUUGACAGCUGAAGGCACCUGUUGGUCCCAUGUUCAUAUGUGCUUG
Molecule: messenger RNA, 2938 nt
Organism: Bufo gargarizans (Asiatic toad)
Lineage: Eukaryota; Metazoa; Chordata; Amphibia; Anura; Bufonidae
Gene: MYBL1
Product: MYB proto-oncogene like 1
Exons: 16
Coding region: 200-2446 (748 amino acids)
Biological process (GO): regulation of DNA-templated transcription
Cellular component (GO): nucleus
Molecular function (GO): DNA-binding transcription factor activity, RNA polymerase II-specific; RNA polymerase II cis-regulatory region sequence-specific DNA binding
Source: RefSeq, a predicted model, not a curated record